AUCUGCAGCAGACUCAAAGUGUCUGACUGCUUUUGCCAUCCGAGUUAGUAGCCGUGCGUUCUAUCCACCAGGCUAACUUCAUGUUAGCUGGUGUUGUUUUGUUAGCUUGUUAGGGAUUAAUUUCUACUUCUGUCUGCAUAACACGACCCGAGGCAUCCGUACGGGGAGAUCAGCGAGGGCUGCAGCCAUCGACUUGCAGCAGUCCCCGAGGACAGAGACGAGGACACAGAGACGCGAGUCCCACAGUGGAUGAUAUUCGCCAGUUCCUAGCUGUGCUCACACAGAGUUGGGACGCGAGGGUUCGAAAAUGUGGAAGGAGGCGCUGAUUUUUGUACUGGCCCUCUUGGUGCUCAUUAAAGCCCAAGGGAGUGGUACUUGCGAAGACCCGGUGACCAAGGCGAAAAUUAAGGAGGGGGAGGUGUUUUUCCCAUACUCCGAGGACCCCUGCUACAAGUGCAAAUGUGUUCGGGGGGAGACGAAGUGUGAAUACAUAGAGUGCGGGGAGGUGACGGUAUGCGCUGACGGCUCGGAACCCUACAAGGUGGAGGGGGAGUGUUGCGUACAGUGCCCAGAAGGGAUCAACGAAGUUGCCAGAGAAAGGGGCGAGGCGGCUGUAGACACGAAUGCCGCCCAAAGCCAACAGGCAACCAAUGGAGACAAAGCUGGACCUAGCUAUGGACCUCAACAAGGAUUCUUUGCUCCUGGAGCACCUGGACCAAGAGGUGCACCUGGACCCGCUGGACCACCUGGACAACCAGGCUACCAAGGUGCUAGAGGAGAACAGGGAGAUCCUGGUCCACCAGGCACACCUGGCGCUCGUGGACUUCCCGGACCACCUGGACCACCUGGGCCAGAGGGAGAUGAGGGAUCACCUGGAGAUGUUGGCCCUGUUGGUGCUAUUGGCCCUGCUGGUGAAAGUGGUCGACCUGGUAUUCCUGGCAUGCCUGGACCUAAAGGACACAGGGGUUUCCCUGGUAGAGAUGGACAAGAAGGACAACGUGGACGAAAUGGUGAAAAGGGCAGUGCUGGACCUGCAGGACCUGCUGGUGCACCUGGUCAGCUUGGACCUCGUGGCUCCCCAGGAGACAGGGGACGUGACGGUGCCCCUGGACAACAGGGUCAGAGAGGUGACGAUGGUGCACCUGGAAGUUCCGGGCCAUCUGGACCCCCUGGACCACCAGGUAACCCUGGAUUCCCCGGUGCUCAAGGACAAAAGGGUGACGCUGGUAUUGCUGGUGCCUCUGGUGAGUCUGGACCCCCCGGCCCUGCUGGUUCUGACGGUGCAGCUGGUUCAACCGGUCCUCCUGGUAAACCUGGAGACAGGGGAUCUGAUGGCCCACCUGGACCCAAAGGUGAAAGGGGACCCCAAGGUGCCAAUGGUCAGCCAGGAUUCUCUGGCCCACAAGGACCACCAGGACCUGCUGGAGAGUCAGGUCUUCCUGGAGGCAAAGGAGAUGCUGGACGUGAUGGACAACCAGGCUCACAAGGAGAACCAGGUGCCAGAGGUAAUGCUGGACCACCUGGAGAAAGAGGUUCCCCAGGCCUGCCAGGACAGGAAGGAAAGAGGGGCUCUAACGGACCCCCCGGACCCCCAGGACCUGCUGGACCCCAGGGAGAAUCUGGUGCACCUGGUUUGAAUGGUCCCCCAGGACCCUCAGGCUCACCUGGUGCUAAUGGCAAAGAUGGGGACAAAGGUGAUCAAGGUGAACGAGGUGCUCAAGGAAACGCUGGUCAGCCAGGGCCACCUGGACCCGCUGGAUCCCCUGGACAACGAGGAUCUCCAGGUUAUCCUGGUAAAGAAGGUCCACGAGGUGUAGUAGGUGUGGCUGGAUUGGAAGGCAAACAGGGAGCAGAUGGUGAGCCUGGACCUGCAGGAAGUCCAGGUGCUCCUGGUCCAGCUGGUGAACAAGGUGCAAGGGGAGAGCCUGGACCACCCGGCAGAAACGGAGCUAAUGGAAGAGAUGGACAACCUGGACCACCAGGACCUAAGGGAGACCAAGGACCUGUAGGACAACAAGGAGCCAUGGGCCAAGCUGGACCAUCUGGUUCUGAUGGACCACCAGGGCCUCAAGGAGUUGCUGGACUUCAAGGAAUAGCUGGCCAACAGGGACCUCCAGGUAUUCCUGGAAGACAAGGAGAGGCUGGGAAGCCAGGAGCCCAAGGGGCAGCAGGAGCCGCAGGAGCCAGGGGAGAACCUGGAGCUCCAGGUGAUCAAGGCCUUCAAGGACAGAGGGGUCCACCAGGUGACAGGGGUCAAGCAGGUGUUGCUGGUGAGGCAGGACAACCUGGACCACCAGGACCACCAGGACCACGAGGUAACCUUGGCCCACAAGGUUUGGCUGGACCACAAGGAGAACGAGGACCAGCUGGUCGUGCUGGACCACGCGGUGCCAGGGGUCUGCAAGGAAUUGCUGGACAAGAUGGCCCCACUGGACCUCCUGGACCUAUAGGUACCGCUGGAAGCACAGGACCCCCAGGCCCAGGCGGAAGCGCUGCCAACAAAGGAGACGCAGGCAUUCCUGGGCCCCCUGGUGACGUUGGUACCCCUGGAAAAGAUGGACCCCCAGGACAAAGAGGACCCCCAGGACCUGUAGGACCACAAGGUGUGAGAGGAGUUGAAGGCAAGGACGGUGAAUCCGGUUUACCUGGCGCUGAUGGGCCACCUGGUGCUCAAGGUUCGAAAGGAUCAAAAGGAGAGUCUGGACCUCAAGGAGACCAAGGAAAGGAGGGAGCACCUGGACAGAAAGGAAAUAACGGUGAUGCAGGACCUCAGGGAGCUGCCGGUCAACCUGGUCAACCUGGACUUAAUGGACCCCCAGGUCUUCCUGGACCAACAGGACCUUCAGGGCCACAAGGGGCUGCUGGAUUACAAGGGGAAAAGGGAAGUGCUGGUGAAACUGGACCACCUGGAUUUGCUGGAGAAGCUGGACAACCUGGCCAGCCAGGCAAUGAUGGCUUACCUGGAGAACGUGGUACACCUGGAUCACAAGGUCCCCCAGGACCCCCUGGACCUACCGGACCACAAGGAGAGCGAGGCAGCCCUGGAUUUACAGGUGCCCCUGGUGAUUCUGGCCCAGUUGGUGUAGCAGGAGAACAGGGUGAUACUGGCCCACCUGGACGUGAUGGAAAAGAUGGACAACCUGGAGCCACUGGCCCACCUGGAGCUCCAGGUCCUCAAGGAUUCCCAGGAGAUCCUGGCUUGCGAGGCGAGGCUGGUACUCCUGGCAGUCCUGGUCAGCAGGGUAGAGACGGUGAGAAAGGAAACAGGGGCCCACCAGGCUCUGCUGGACCAAUGGGACUCAAUGGACCACCAGGUCCUCCAGGAUCAUCAGGACCACCAGGACCACAGGGUGAUAGGGGAGAUAAGGGUGAUCGCGGUUCACCAGGUACACAAGGCAAUGCUGGACCACCUGGACCUCAGGGUCCUGCUGGUCCCGCUGGAGAAGCUGGACGUCGUGGUAAAAAUGGAGCCAAGGGAGACAAAGGCUGGCCUGGACGACCUGGAGGUCAAGGUUUACCUGGACCACAGGGAUCCAAUGGUGAAAGUGGACCACCAGGGCCCCCAGGACCACCCGGCCCAUCUGGAUCUGUUGGACAGAGAGGACUCCCUGGCAGGAAUGGAGAGUCUGGACCCGCUGGACGACCUGGCAACCCUGGCCCACGAGGACCCGCUGGUGAUGAUGGCCCCUCAGGCCCAGCUGGACCACCAGGACCUCCAGGACCACCAGGCCCACCUGGAUAUGCUCCAGUUUACCCAUCCAGUCCCAACUUUGGAGGCAAGGGCAACGAUCCAUAUCUGCAGUACGAUCAGCCCAUUGAGGACACAGAAAGUGGAUAUGAAGGCUUAAACUUGGCCAGAGAGGCUUUGAACCGUGUCUACAAACCCACUGGCAGACGAACAUCUCCUGGUCAGACCUGCAGGGAUAUUAUCAGAGCUAACCCAGAGUUUAAGAGUGGUGAAUAUUGGAUUGAUCCCAAUGAAGGCUCUGCUAAUGAUGCCAUCCUUGUGUACUGCAACUUUGAGACUGAGGAAAGCUGCAUCAAUGCCAACCCCAACAAUUUCAGACAGGAUAGAUGGACCAAGAACACCAAAGAUGGCCAGUAUUUCAUGGAAGAUGUCAACAAUGGCAAAGAGUUCUUCUACAAAGCUGACUCCCAGCAAGUCAAGUUCCUCCAGCUACUGUCCUCUGGGGCUCGCCAGACAGUCACCUACACCUGUCUCAACACCAUCCCCUAUGGCAUCAGGUUUGUCAGCAGCUCAGGUGAGGAGAUGGACACCGUGGAGGGCAGAUACAAGAAGUCAACAUUCAUUGAUGUUUUUGAUGACUGCCGCAAAGACAACCAAUGGCACACAGCAACCUUCAGCAUUAAGACCAACAAGACUGACAUCUUGCCAUUGACUGACAUGCUUUUGUUUGACAUUGGCAGAGAGAAUCAACAGUUCGGUAUAGAAGUAGGAAAUGCCUGCUUUAGUUAAUCAGUCAUUGCCAUUAAAGAAGUAAUCAUUGUCAAUUUAUUAAAUCGGUUUUUUAAAUACUUAAUUUUCUUUUAAUUUUUUUUUAAUUUUUAUUUUUCCAUCUGGAGUUGGCAGACAUCUGGAUGAAACAUUGCUUUUUAAAUUGUUUUUCAGUUGGCAAUUUCUAAAAGUUAAGAAAUUAUCUUUUUGAGCUUGUUCCUGCGUAUUUUAAUGACUUAAAAUGAUUGUUGGUUUUUAACUAUUUUGAUCAUUUUACAGUGUUACAUUUUUUAUAAUUCACACUUGCCUUAUCAUAAUCCGUCCAUCUAUUUGACAUUUUUUGUUGUUGUAAUGUGAAUUAAUAUAACAUGAAAUCGUUCAUUCAUGUCAUGCUAUAUAUAAUGGUUGCUGAAAAAAAAUGUUUUAAAAAAUCUUCCAAAAUAAAACAUUUUUGAUAGAAAUUUCUAAAAAUUGUUGAUCAAAAAGUUAGAACUAUUUCUCAGAAUAGCUCUCAAUAUAAUUUUCAUUUUUGGGAUUUAUAUAUUUUUUUUUGUAACAACCAAAGAAAAAUGCCUGUAUUAUAUUUUUAGUAGUCAUUCAGAGAAAAAGCUUUACCAAAUUUAAAUAAACUGUUACACAAUAUAUGCAGCAGUGUGUUGAGUGCAAGUCUGAAUGAAUGUGUGCUAGUUCUGUGUUCUGUAACAUAUGUUGAGGGUACUAUUUCAAAGACAAAAUGAGAACUUGAAUUUGUUUUAGUUUUUUUUUUUUGUAAAUGUAGAGGUAAGAGCCAUUUAUUUUUUGACAAGAUCCAUGAAUUUAUUAAUGCUGUUAUGGCAAUCGUUGCUACCAUCAGUCAUUGCACACUGCCUGAUGCCAUUUUCUUCAUUCCAUCCAACUAGAACCAUAAAAAUUAAUUUGCUGCCUGCUGUGAUUUUACUACACCUUUGGUAUUCAGUGCAGUUUUAACACCACGCAUAACUUAUAACCCACACUAUGUAUAUCUGCAGUGCAAUGUUGGCGAUUGAGUAAUAGUUUCAUCAUAAAUUCAUGGUGAUUGUUUUUAAAAUAACUUGAUGCUUUCUUGCUCUUUAUAGUAGUUUUAUUCAGCAUUUAUACUGGUGAAGUUUUAAACUGAAAUAUGUGAUUUUAACCUGCUCCUUGUUUGAUGAGAUGCUCAUUUUUUUUCACAAAAAAUAUAUAAAAUUGAAAAUGUUUUUGAGGAAAAAUGCAUUAAUAUCAUCAGUCACCAUUGUGUUAAUGAAAAAAAUAAAAUUUCUGUCCAAUAUAAA
This is a messenger RNA of Physella acuta, 5745 nucleotides long. Its product is annotated as collagen alpha-1(I) chain. Gene Ontology annotation, molecular function: protein binding; extracellular matrix structural constituent. NCBI's taxonomy places the organism in Eukaryota, Metazoa, Mollusca, Gastropoda, Physidae. The record is from RefSeq and is a predicted model, not a curated record.